Penicillium coprophilum is the source of this 1026-nucleotide messenger RNA. RefSeq lists its product as uncharacterized. Gene Ontology annotation, cellular component: membrane. The transcript has a single exon. Gene Ontology annotation, molecular function: acetylglucosaminyltransferase activity. Lineage: Eukaryota; Fungi; Ascomycota; Eurotiomycetes; Eurotiales; Aspergillaceae. The coding region runs from base 1 to 1026 and encodes 341 amino acids. The record is from RefSeq and is a predicted model, not a curated record.
AUGCCUCUAUUUCGAAUGAAGACGGUGUUCCCCUUGGUCGCUUUGGUGACCAUUGGAAUCUUCUUCUUUUGCAUGGAACGAUACGACCGCUCAGCUUUCCUUCGUUUCAAGCACCCUAUUGAUCGGGCCUCCUUCAGUGGAAACAAGCAGCCCCAAGUACAAACGCCGGGAGAAUCUGAUUCACAGCAGCCGGCCAGCCUCACCUGUGAGGCCGACCCGAAAUUGGCCGCUCCCUUACCCUUCCCUGAAUGGCUCCCACGCAAGAACUACACUCGCGCCUAUUUCCGUCCUCGUCAUGUGAACCCUCGCACCGAAUUCCACACUUUGGAGGAAAUUGAGAAUCCUGUGCUUCCCCCCAUGGUGAUCAUGGAGCGCGGUAUGGUUGUGUCUCCCGAGAACAAGCCGGAAAACUUUGUCUGCCCCGAGAUCGUCGAAGUCGAUGUUGCCGCCGAUGACGAUGUAGAGGAGACCUCCAAGCUCCUUUUCGGUCUGGCCACUACUGUCGACCGUCUGGACCGCCUUCUCCCCUCUCUACUUUACUCCUACGGAAACACCAAGGCCGGUCUGAUCGUGUUGGUCCCUGAGUCUGACGACGACCUGGAGAAGCAAGAGACCUACUUCCGCAACCGCGGUCUAGACUUGACUCUCAAGGCCUCUCCGCUCGAUUUCACGGCCCGCUACUUUGGUAUGGUUGAGGCGUUCACUGAGCAUAUUCGCAAGCACCGCCCGCACACCACCUGGGUUGGGUUCAGCGAUGACGAUACCUUCUUCCUUUCGCUUCCCACCAUCGCCGAGGAACUGAAGCUCUUUGAUGAGAGCAAGAAGCACUACAUUGGAUCUUUGUCUGAAGCCAGCUGGCAGGUGGACACUUUCGGCCACAUUGCUUUCGGCGGUGCCGGCGUGUUUGUCUCGACACCUCUUUUGGAAGUCUUGAUGAAGCACUACGAUGAGUGCCAAUCCUGGGGCGAGCAGCCCGGUGACCAGAAGCUUGGCCAGUGUAUCCAACGCUUCGGUGACACCCCCUGA